Molecule: messenger RNA, 13632 nt
Organism: Bemisia tabaci
Lineage: Eukaryota; Metazoa; Arthropoda; Insecta; Hemiptera; Aleyrodidae
Product: constitutive coactivator of PPAR-gamma-like protein 1 homolog
Cellular component (GO): nucleus
Source: RefSeq, a predicted model, not a curated record
UGAAAUUCAAUUUGGUCAUCAUGAGCACUAAACACUUGCAACAUUUUCUUGAAAGCGGCUCUGUCGAGGGAUCUAAUGUCUCUGUUGAUUUGGUCAGGCUUGCCAGGCGUCACGUUCAAACCACCAAACCUAAAAAGAAUCAAAAAUUCACUCUUGUUGUGGAUGGAGAAUGUUGCAUGGAUCGUCUCUAUGGAGGAUUUUAUUCGGAUUGGGCUUGUGGUGGUCAAUGGAACAGAAUGGUAAAUUACUUAACUCAGCUGGCCGAGAACAUGGCUAAAGUGGAUGUCGAACUUACUUUCUUCCUCAAUGGAUGCGUAGAAUCCCAUCGCAUUCGCGACUGGGUCAAUCAACAGCUCCAGUCACGGCAAAACAUUGACUCAGUACUGAAGCAUGUUCAAUCCAAAGGAACUCCUCCUCCCAAAGUGUGGUGGCAGCCACCGAUUGGUCUGCAGUCUGCCCUUCGCAUCAUUGUCAUGCAUCAAAUCAAAGUGAAUGUCAUUUGUACGUUGGAAGACCAUAAACAAGAAGUUAUUGCCUACUGUCAUGAAAACAAUGUACAAGGUCUAAUUGCUGAUGAUGGUGAAUAUACUGCCUUCAAUUACAAUCGUUACUUCUCUGCCAAGCAACUGAAGUUAACCUACAAGGGUUCCUUAGAAACAAAGGAAUACAUUAUUCCUGAGCUGUUGAAAGAAUUGAAUAUCACUGCUGAUAAACUAUGUGUCAUCGCAGCUCUCCUAGGCAACCAUAUUCUGGCCAGUAAUCAGCUCACAGACAUUUACAAGCAGGCAGGCAUUGCAGGAUCUGUCGACAAGGUCUCUGGUGACGAAUUUGUCAAGAAACUCGCCGCUUAUGUCAAAGAUUUUCCUGUCGCAACAGCAGAAAAUCUUGGCUCGAUCGUUGAGCAAAUUCUUGGCUCUGCUACCGAUGCCAGGUUUGAAAAAUUGAAAUCUAGCAUUCAGCAUUAUAUCAAUGGGACGAAGGAAGGAUUCCAGAAGUUAAAACCUGAUAAACGGCGUUCGAAAGCCAAGAAAAAUGUUGAAUCAAAAUCAGGCAAUUUGGAUGCUGCAAAUGAUUUUACGCAAGACGCUGACUUAGAUACUUCCAAAUUGGCGUCCGAGAGCAACACCACUGAAAUUCUCACUUUCUCUGUCAAUGAAGCCAAUUUAACACUGAACUCUGGAAAUCCGGAUAUUGUAAUUGAUGAGGCUUUAAAUGAAAAUGGUGCUGAUGUUGCUGAAAAGAUCGUAAACGGUCAAAAUGGCACCGUUGGUGUAGGAUCUAGUAGUUCCAGUUCCUCUGGUGCUCCAACCUCAGCUGUCGAAAAUGUCAAGUCUGAACCCGAAAGCAAGUCAAGCAAGAAACAACCACCUCAACUGCCAGCAGCCUCUGCAGAAGUCAUGCGAACUGUCAUUGAACGGCACAGCAAAGGCCUAAUGUCACCUGCCCUCUAUCAGAUUCUUAAUUUUGGUGAAUUGAAAUUGCCUGCUGUGAUGGAGGAUGAGUACAGUCAUGAGCUGUUCAUGAACAGUCCAUUGACAAUCCACCAUUUCUACAGACCCUGCCGUCAGAUGGUUUAUGCUAUCCUCUUCAAUCUGCACCAUCACUCAUUCAUGGUUGCCAAGUACAAAACUGGAACCAGGCCUGAUGUCAGAAUCAAGGAAUGGAUUUGGUCUGUGAAGAAUCCCCUAAAAGAACCAGAAAUUGUGAAAGCUGUCAGAGUCGGCUGGGGCGUUCCGACAGUUAAAAGAUUGUGGUUUGGUACAACAAUUGAUGACAGAAGACGGCGUCUCCGAGCUUUCCUUACGUGCAUGCGAUCUGACAAUCCUUUAAUGCUCAAUCCUGAUCAUGUUCCUCAACACUUGCUCAUCAUCUCCUCUGUUCUAAGAUACAUCGUGUCAAGUAAAGAUAAUCCUCUUCGCAAACAGGAAUUGGAUGCUUUCCUAGUAACCGCUAUUGAUCCCAAACUGACCAAUGUCGAAUACACUCAAAAUCUCCAGAUCAAUCCGGUAACAAGCAGAGGAAUUCAGUUGGCAGCCCUCCUGAUGCAAGGUAUUGAAACUGCCCUAUUGGUGAAUGAUGCUUGCGGGGCGCCAGUACCAUGGUUGAUGAGCUGCCCAUGGCUCUAUUUCGACGGAAAACUAUUCCAGUAUCAGUUAGCCAGAGCAAAUGUCGCCAAGAACUUACUGGAACUUUGUGAUCACAAAACACACACGCUUAUGUUGGUAGAACGCAUGAAACAUGCCAUCUUGGAUGGCUUGAAUGUUCAGUUCGCAAGACCCAUGCCUAUGGUUCCUACAGAUCCCCGUGCUUUCCUAGCGCCAGCCGGCUUCAUGCCUAGUGGAAUGCCUGUUGCUCCUCCGAUUGGUGGCAGAUCUGGCUACGGCGGAGGAAGGUUUAACAAUCGAGGAAUGGGUCGCCGUGCUGUCGCUGGCCCUGGUGCUAAAUUAGAAAUAGCUGGUGUUGUUGUUGGCAGUUGGAGUGGAAACUACGGGUAUGGAAUGUCACGGGGAGUGGUUGUACGACCUCAGGUGUCGUCUGUUGGAGGUAAUUCUUCUUAUGGACCAAAUGGUUACAUGCGAGGUCGACCUUCUUACAGUAUUAGAGGAAACAAAUCCAUCGGAAAAGGAAGAGGCUCACGUGGCUAUCAGGCAAAUUUCAACAAGAGGAAAGUAGUUGUUAAAAAAGAGAAGAAGUCUCCCAAAGGCCGAGGCAUGACAGUCACCCUUGACUCCGGCGACCCUUGCUUAGCAUCAGACUUCCUCAACAAGACAAAAAAUUUGAGCCUGGAUGAUGACAACAGCAAAGAAUCCUCCGGGUUGCAUAAUGUACUGGGCGACGAGGCGAACGUCAGUCUUUCAGAAAUGAUGAAUGGAGGAGGAGAUUCCAACCCUAAAAUUGGCCAGUUUGAGGAUCUAAAACGUGACAUUUUUGGAGAUGGACAAGGGUUGAAAAUCGUUCUUUCACCCUCCCAUGCAGCUGCCCUAGCUCAAGACUUGUAAAUAUUUUAGAUUUUCUGAAAGUCUAAAAUCACAGAUGCCUAAGGACGCUUUUUAUAUCUUUUUUUACGAAUCAAUGCCAGCUCUCCGGGUGCAAAUUAGUGUUUCCUAGUUUGUACACAUGUGUAUUUAUCUAUUUGUACAGUUGUACAGAAUUAUUUAUAUUCGUCGAACAGUGUAUUAUUAUGAAAGUGGAAAGGACUGUUGAUUUUUGUCUUUUUUUUAAUUUAUUUUUUUUUUCUUUCUAUUGUUUUUGUUCUUAUUGAUCGACACGAUCUCUGCGCUGGACGUUUAACGAAGCCUCAGUGACUGUUGUGAUACAAAGACUGAUUAUAUUAAUUCCCGAUUAAGCAUCGGCUGAAAGUGAUAUUAGUGUUAAAUUAUUUAAUUAAUCGGUUGAGUAAAUUAAACCAUUGAAUUUAUUUGAUUUUUCUUGUUAGUGCGUUAAAUAACUAAGUUAUUAACUGAUCGACUUCAAUGAUAUCAUGUUAAGUUUGAUCUUGACACAAAGUGAUAAUGCUCAGUUUGAUGAAAGAGUCAGUGUCCGGUAUUUCAUCUUCCAAUCUUUUUCCACUAUUUUUCUUCUCAUUUUUUUUCUCUUUUUUUUUGUAAUUUUUUUUUUUUUCGGUAUUGACACACGUGUGUCAUUACAGCUUGUGUUUCUUCGGUUUAAUUGCAACUCCGAUUCUAUUAUGCAACCAAGCUACAACUUUUAAUUACAAACCGUGCUGCAAGAAAGCAGGCAAUCACUCAUUUACUUCGGCCUCUGUUUGCAAGUGGAAAGUUUCAUCGUGAUCGCAAACAAGCUGAUAUUUUACACUGCAUCAGCCAGUGACCUCAACUAAAUACUUCAAGGGAUCCUGGAAACCUGAUUUACUGAUAGAUUAUGCUCAAGGAAUCUUCGGCACACCAUGCUCCGGGUAUUCAUCUCACCGAUGUCAGGAGAAACUUCUCUUAGAAAGUAAUUGAGAAGGAUGACAUACCUGUCAUGGAUCAUCAACGUGUGACCAGUAAUAUUGUAUCCUAAUUUUGUUUUAUCUAACACUUACCCAUUUUUGACCCUGUAUUUUAUGAAUCAUUCUUGCACACUGUUAAAAUUUUAACAUACUUUCGAAUCCCUACCAGCAUGCUCAGUGGAACUGAUAAUGAAUUUUCCCAGCACUAAUUACUAGGACUCAUUCUGAAAGACGGGCCAAAAACCCUGCGAGACAGACCUUGUCUACGGUGUUGAAAAUUGAGACCAUUACUGUGCUAAGCUAAUGUUUCCUAUUAAAAAAAGCCAUCUUUUGUUUUAAAAAAAGUAUGAGAGUAAAGGAGAACAUACUUUAGGGUGAAAUAAAUAAUUCUUUUGCUACUUAAUCAGACAAAUCAAUUGGUAGUAGUAGUUGUGUCUUUGAUCUUAAUAAAUAUACUUUUUUUUAAUUGUUUAUUUAAAACAUUCUUAACACAUUUAUCCUGUUGAAAGAAUAAGCAGUUAAGAACAUUUAGUGAUUGGUAAUUAGUGACCAUUGAUCAAUCUGAUAAAAGAACAGAAAAUUUGUCCGUCGAAACUAGCUCUGCCUCAUUAAUUUGAAAGACACACCUAUUUCAAUUCCAAAAAUGUUUCUAGCAUUUAUAUUCUCUAUGUCUCAAAAUAAGGAAUGCACCCUAUGUGUGAACUUUUUAAGGAAGCAAGUUCUGUCUAAAUUUUAACAGUGUUGAAUUUUUCAGUUGUAAAUGCAAAAUGCUUGAACUAUGUUAUAUUUUCAAUGUUCAUUUCUGCAGCUCAUAAAAGAAAAUUAUUAACUAGAAAAAAAAGAAGAAAAAAACCUAUCACCACUUUUUAAUGAGAGGGGCCCACUGUGAAUCUACCUGACUUAACCAAUUUUAAAUCAAGUCUGACCUCGCUUUAAUGUGCGGUAUGACCAAGCAAGUAGCUUUGAGUAUAUUCGCAGCUAUGAAUGCAAACUCAGUGUCAGAAGCUUAGAUGUACUCAUUGCAGAGAUGUUUAACAUCCUAAUCUGUUCCUGGAGAACAAUGUCUUGUUUUAAUUCUCUUUAGUCUAAUUUUAAAAUGCUAUAAAUUUUCAAGAUUAUGCUAAAUAUGUUUAAAUGACUGUAAAUAAAAUGUAUUAACAAAUUGAAAUUGUACUCUACUCAAUGUUUUACAACCAUCGUGGUUUUUGUUUAAUUUAGCUUUUGGUAGUUGAUCUUCCUUUUUUUUAAAGUAUCAUUAGAUUGGAAACCCAGAUUUACUCUCAGAUUCUGAUGAUCUUUUAAAAGUCAAUUUUAUCAUUUGUACAAGUGUAGGAGAAUGCAUGAUUCGCUCAUAAGUGUUGAAAAAAAAUCUUUAGUCAUAAUGAGGAAAGGAAAUACUUAAAUUGUUUUAUUCAUGCCUCUAAUUCCUAAAAAUUCAGAUACAUGACUUCUUUUUUCCUUGGCACUCGAGAGAAAUUGUUAUACUUUCGUUCAUUUUAUUAUUCUUUUCUCGGUUUACUUUGUUUUAAUAAUAGUAGCCAUAACAAAAGAUUCACAUCCAAAAUCCCAAUCGUGUAGCCACUCUAAUUAUACUUCUAAAAAACGAAUAAAUAAUAAUAUACAUUAAUUCAAAAUAAAAUCACCAAAACAAACUAUCCUCUCUCCUCAAAUUAAUUUUUCAGUGAAAUAAUUUAUUUUCUAAGUAUUAUUUGAGUGCGAUCGGUUGUUGAAAAGAGUCAAUUGAGGAUUCAGUGUAGUAUUCGUAUAUCUUUAUUCAUCAUUGUGGUGUCUGUUAAUGUGUCUCUUUGGAUAAAGUGUAACCACUGAUAGUCAAAAAAAAUAUUUCUCUUACGAUUUUUAACAAGAAGUCAUGUCAAUGCUGUUCUGGAACUAAAUAUGACUCGGUCAGGUGUACAAUUUUUUAAGAGCUUGAUGAUUUUUUUAAAGAGCUGAAGCCUAAGAUUUUGUCGGCUGUUGCAUGUAUAGGCAUUUGUUGCAAAUAUUUCAACAAUUGAUUAUUUCUCUACAAAACCCAGUUAACCGUCAAUGAUGGAAACUUCAAGUGAAGAAUAAAAUUGUCUUUGUUGUUUUGAAAUACAACCCCUACGUGGGUGCAGCCGGCAAAUCUUCUUCUACCCUGUAUAUAAAAUUUUCCGAAACUCAUUUCUCCUUAAUAAUGCGUAAAAUAUUUUAAAUCAAAUCCUUGAGUGUAAUAUAAUCUGUAUUCAUGCCAAGUAAACCAUUGUAUAUUUAUCCCCGCCUCCUCCUCAACUUUUUCUUCAACCGAAACAAAGCAUUAUGAAUCUUGACCUCAGUUUCUGAUUAGAAAUGCCUGUGCCUGAGGUAUGAACGCAGCUACAUUGGAAGUAUCCUCUGUUUCCUUAAAACUCAGGCUUUGCAUCAGCUUCAGAAUCAAUCCAGAAGAAAAUGUUCAAUCUCUUCCUUUAAUCUAGGCUCAAAAUAUGUUCGCCAUCAAGCUUUGUUUCUUACUGAGGGGAGGAGGUACUUUUAAAUAUUUAGAGAGUCGCGUCUUUCUCAUUCGGCGCAGCCAAAAAGUAUGUUUUGAAUGAUACCACUCCGAAAAUGUUUAUUUCAACCAGAAAACAGCUUCUUCUUUCUAAUCGUCUUAGUAAGUUUGUAAGUAUCCUAGCCUUAAGUAAAAGUUAUUUUUUCAUCUCUAAAAUAGUUGAAUAUUUUAGGGAUCAACAAGUUACAAGUUAAAAGAUGGUUUUUGCUUUGCAUAAGAUGUCCUAUAGCGGACCGAUCUAUACUCCACCAUCACAAAAGUAAGUCUUAAUUCUUAGAGCCUCUGCUCUUAUUUUAAAUGUUUAAAGGCAAAAAGAAUUUUAGAAUGGUUCAUUUUUUUAAAAGACUAGGUGAAAAUAGUUUAUAUUAUUUAUUCUGAAAGAGAAGACCUCUGUUGAUUGUUGAUAAUAAUAUCUGGAGAAUUCCAUGGCUUUGAGCCAAUUUUAUCGAAGUUAAGAAAAUUAUUUUCUUAAUGAAAAUUUAGAAGAAAUUUCAAGGCAUGCCCUUGCUCUUCAAUUUAUUUUUCAAAUCACUGUGGGCCUCGGUAAUUUUCUUUAUGAGCUGCAAAAGAACACCCAUCUCUUCGGAGAUUGAAAACUUAAAAUAAAAAAUGAAAAAAAAUGAUUGAAUCAUUUAAAUGAAAGAAAGUCUUUAAAUGGCUUAUCAGAUCAUGUCUAAUUAUAUUUAUAUCUCUAAAAUAUUUAUUGCUACUAGUUUUAAGGAAAAAUUCUUUCUGUAAUUUAAUUCAUUAUUUCCCUUUUUUUAUACAUUAGAAAUUUGCUGAAACUCAAAUAUAAAAUCCAUAAUAUUUGGCGUGUGUCCAUGUGUCGGUGAAAACUUUGGCCGUAUCAUAUCACGAUUAAUCAUUGUAUUCUCUUUUUCCUUAUGUUUUAUAUGUUAUAUGACUAUAAAAGUAGCUUUAAAUUUUGCUCCAUUUAAAUUGCUAUGAAAUCAAACAGAGAUAAUUUGAGUUCUCCGUUCUCUUAUUUUCAAUCUUAGACUUAACAGGAGAAUCUUUCAACUUGGGGUCAUAUUAUUGUCAAUUUUUUUUUUUUUUUGGUAAAAGUUGACCAUUGAUUGGUUUGCAGGAAGUGAAAUAUUUUUUUUUUUUCCGCGUGGGUGUCGGUGUACAUCUAAUGGAAUUAGCAUAUUUCUUUCACUACGGCUAAAAUACUUUUGGUUCUCUUAACAACAGUGUGAAAGAGGGUUUAAUAUAUUAGUAAGCUCCAGCAAUUUCCUCCUUUCUUUGAUGUUCAUCAAUGGUUUCCUUCCAUGGCUGAUUUGAGAAUGAUCGAUCUUGUACCCACCAUUUUCUUCCUCUACAUCGACCAAGUAGCACUUAUUAUUGGUUUUGUUUACUUUUAAUACUUAAAUGAAGUCAAUUUUCAGAAUCUGUACUUGGAUCUCAACAAAGUUAUGCAUUGUGUAAGUGCCAUAAACUAGAAAAAGGUUUGAGUUAACCAAACUACGAAUGUAGCUCUGAAGGUACAGUGAUUUCUUAUGCUUCACUGUGUUUCUUCAAAAUUUUAAGCUUUAUACUUUUUCGAAAAUGCUGAAGGAGAAUUAGUAGUUAUUGCUUUAACUGAAUUUUUUUUUUUUUUUUUUUUUGAAUUAGUCUUUGAAGUGAUACAGCUACAUUGAAUCUGAUAAGAAAAUCAAAAUCAUUAUUCGGUAAGGAACGUUGAAGUAAUGAAAGACCUUAUUUCACUCUGCAGCUAAUCAUGCAACGGUUUCUAAUCAACAAAUAGAUUAAAGUAAAUUAGUAGUACACAGUAAUCAUUCUGGAAACUACACAAGAAGUACAAAUUUUUCUGCGGAAAGAUAGAAAGGAGAAACAAAAAAUGUAGAAUGCUCCUAAUAUAAAUUAAACUAAUCAGUUAUAAAGUUUGACAAGACUUGGGUCAUGAUUCAAAGUCUAACAUUAUGGAAACUUCAUCAAGGUACAGUACAUGGAUGCUGCAGUUGGAGCGGAGAACUCUCAAAGCUUGAGCCUUGCAUCUGGCUGUGCGGUGUGCACCCUAAAAUGAAGAGACUGAGCAAUCAAACUGUGACCAUGCGCAUGAAAUUCUAUGAGUCUCAAUGAGCGUUGAAUCAUUGAGUCAAGGAUCAAGCAUCCUGAGUUAUGAACUUCAACUGUCACUUUCAUGAUACUGUACGUCUAAAGUACCUCUAGAUACCGAGAUAUUUCGUUACAGAUCUUGCAGAAAACUUGAGGAUCAAAUCUGUAUCUUGUUUCAUCAGCCAAAUUUAUUGUUUGAAUCAGUUUAUUCUUAGCCCCUUCUAGAAAUUAAACAUUUGUCGGAUAGAGCUAAUGCUACAUGUCUCCUUUUUCCAUCCAAAUUAUCUCUGUUUUUUCUCUGCUGUCUGAAAACAAGAACUUUGUACACCUGUGUUAUCUUAAAUGGUCGUCGUUAUCUAAAUUUUAUUUUGCCUUUUACUUUAAAGAGAAUCCAUUUUUGUGUAAUUCAUCAUAAAAAACUUUUGCUGUUACUAUUUUGCUAAAGUUGUUCAACAGCAAGAACAAAGGGUGCCCUCAAAUGAUUCAUUGGGGUUGUAAUUCAAAAUUGAAGUAACCUAUUAAGUCAAUAUUGGUCUCAUUUGAAAGAGGAUGUUAAAUGAAAUCGAUUGAGACCAAUAUCAACCUAUUUUUAAGAAAAAAGAAAAUUAAGCGAAGUUGUGGCGGCUUGAAUGAAGUAAGUAUGGCAACCACCUACGACUUUUUUGUGUGAACAAUCUGCUCUUACCAAAGUGUGCUGAUUAGAGUUGUUAGAUGCUUUUUGGCUUAGAAACACUGCUGGGCAACAUCUUAAAACAUCUUAAACAUCAACAUCUCUGCUGCGCCUCUUUUUUUUUCCUUAUGCUUGUCAUAAAUAACUUUCCAUUGUCGCUGAUGCCUUUUUUGCAUUUUUUUUUUUCUAAACUUUUCUGUUCUUUUAUCAGAUAAGUUAUUCUUGUCUUCAUCCAUUUUUUAAAAACAAAAUAUGCCAAAAAGCAUUAAAUAUAAACCAAAAGCUACUAAAGACCCGGACGCAUACAGAACAACACGCGCAGUAGGAACUUUGCAACCAUUCACAUAUUAUCAACUCAUCCACAGAUUUUUGCUUCAUUUCUACGCAUACAUUUCAAGUCACGUUAGAUGUUGCCAAGUGGUACUUGUCAGCAAUAGAGCAUCUAAAAAGUCUCCUCAGAACGUUUCAUCAAGAGUAAAUUAUCAUUAAAGAAAAUGAUAGGCCAUUGUCAUAUGUCUCACAUAGAAACUUCUUCCCAUGAGCCAAUUUAUGUUCAGAUAAGUUGAUCAUGGUCUAAAUUAUCGUCCUCUUUCAAAUAGAACCAAAAUUAAUAAGUUAUGUUCUUGGUUUAUGAAUCAUAGCACCAGUUUUGACAAAUUUGGGACACCCUGUGUCUAUUCACUACACUCUCUCUUCCAUGUUUAGGUCCUGACUAGCUUGAGCCGAAAAAUCUCCCUUCACUCUUUGAUUAUUUAGAAUCAAACUGGAAUUCAAAAGCCCACAAGGUAGCUCUCUCUGAUACAAUCCUGGAAUUGGGGUUCCUCUUUCAAUUAUAUUUCAUUGUUUUUAUUUAAAGCACACAACUGUUCUUUGACAACAGAGUAAAAUUUACUGAAAUGACUGAUAGGAGAUGAAGGGUUCGUGAAUUCUACAGUACAAAUUUGAAGGCAGCAACUGUACAAAAUCGGAGGAAAAAAUAAUGAACUUUAUAGAUUUCUGGAAUAUUUUGGUUUUUGACUUGAGAUAACUGAGGUUAUCCUUUACAAGUUGUAGGUACAUCAUCUCAUUUCUCUCUCUUUGCCAUUAAAAAAAAGAAGUCUUUUUCAGUUGCUGAUCAUGAAAUCUCUCCGAAGCUGAAAUGCUCAGCUUCUCGGCCUAAGCAUGUGAAAGUCCUGUAGAACAUAAACCAUUAAAGAAUAAAGCAGUAGUUUCUCCUCCUCUCAAGGUUCGGAAUAAUUUAAAAAUAGUUUUAAAUAUUAUUUACAUGUCCUUGCUCUUUGCUUUUCAUCGGAUUAAUUUAGCUAUCAAUAGGUUUUUGAUUGAAUGAAAUUGAGUUGGUUGUCAAGUGAAAAUUCAAUAUUUUUGAUCGGAAAAUAGUAAUUUCAGCAUUAUGUUUUAACUUCCCUGCAUCAGUGUAGGUCAACUUAUUCCGAAGAUAAAUCCCUGGAUAAUAAAGUAGCAAUUUUUAUUUUUAUUUCUGUUCGGCUUUUAAUUAUGUUUUGAAAUAACGCAGAGCAUGAGGCUCAAUAUUUCCAAGAGAUCAGGUCUCAAACGAAAUUUAUAGAAUCUGCUUCAAAAUCUGAGCAGGAUAGUUGGUAAUGAACAGCUUCUGAUUAACUAUCCAGAUAUUGCCCUGAAACUGAUUGCUAAUAUGUCCUGUAUCAGCAAUAAAUUCUAUGAAACAUUAUUUUUCUAAAGAAGAAAGAAUUCCUACUAUCCUGAAUGCCUCCAAUAAGCCCCUGUAUUUUUUAUGUACUUUGUUUUUCUCUUUUUGUCACAGAAGUAUUUUAAUCAAAAAUAUUGAGUGUAGCAGAUCCUUGAAAUUCAUGCAUUUACUUAUUUACUAUUCACUCUAUCAAUUUGUAUAUCUACCCUUUUGUGUGUCUACAUACCUUUAAGAAAGAUCAGUCGAAAAGAUCUAGAUAACGCUUCCACUUUGACGUACUCAUUAUCACUUUUCCUUUAAGUUUUAAUUUUCACCGGUUUCAUUGUUUUCUCCUUUCUCUCUUGAAUCUGUUCCAGUGUGAGCUUUACCUCCCUGUAUUCCCUUUGAACCAAUUUUACUGACGAGAAGAUGCUUUUUGGGUCUCUAGUCUGCUGUUUUAUUUCUGAUACUGAAAUAGAUGUAUCAUGUCAUUUGAAUUUUUACAGACUUUCAACUUUUCGGCCAUUCCUCCUUCUCUCUUUUUUAAGUAGCCCUCAGAAGAAAGGAGCUCUAGUCCCUAAUCGCUUUAGGAAGAAAAAUCUAUAAUCUCUUCCUCUUGAUUUUUACUAAAAAUUGCUGUUGCCCACAAUAAUUUUUCUAAAAAGCUUCAUGUUUACUCGUAACUUAUAUUUUAUGAUUAACUUAAAGAGGAUCUUACUACUCCCGUAGCUAUUCAAAUUUCAUUUUUCUGAAGAUUUGAAUUAUUUACUCACUAAUAUUUUAAAAAGAGAUGUGAAGAGCGAUUCAAAAUUCCCGUUUCAUUUAAGUCUCCCACUUCACUUAUUGUUUUCUUUAAGUUGAUACUUUUAACUUGUGUCCGUACAUGUUGGUUUUUUUUUUUUUUUUUACAAGUGAGAUAAACAGUAAUAUCAAAUCCUUCUCCAUGAAAGUGAAAAAUUACAUUUGAGCGUUAAAUAAGCUUCAUAUAAUCUCUUCACCGUUCAAUGUCCUGAAAGCUUGUUCCAAAAAUGUCUAGAAAAAUUAUUAACUUCAAUUCGGUUUUUGAAGUGUACGCGCUUUCAUUUAAGUAUAAAUCUAUAGAGUACAGAUGUCAUCAGUUUCCAUAACAAAAUUGAAUAUUUUUCCAGGUUCUUUAAAGUGAAUUCAAUGAUUGGCGGUGCAUGAUGCCCAUACAUUUUUUUUUUUUUCAAAAAAAGCGAAAGUAUUUGAGCUCUUUUUUUCUGUAACUCCCCACCUUUUUCUUGUGCUUUCCCAUUUUCUUCGUCAAUUUUUAUUUUAAAUCAUCUUUUAUUUUCCUCUCAAUAUUUUUUGUAUCCCUAUUUUAAGAAAUCGCUAAGUGUUUAAAAUUAAGUAUUUGUUUAAGAUGAAAAAAGAAAAAAGAUUUGGUGGUUUAAAUCAAUUGUUAAAUAAGUCAUUGCUGAGUCAAGGAUUCUUGAUCUGAAAGUAGAAUCCAUUCUCUGUUAUUACAGAUUGUUGUGUAACUAGAUUGUGUAGGUCAGUUAAUUAUCUGGUUGGCAUUUCACAGAAAAGAAUCAUUAAGGUGGAAAGUCUUCACAUAUGAUUCUCUUUUGUCUCUUGCCACAUAAUACUCCUCAUCAGUUCUUAAAACAAUAUCUUUAAUUCAUAAUUUAUGUUUCUUUAUUUUUUCCUGUCGAAUUUUUUUGAAUCUUCUUGAUCACAACUUUUUGACAGGCUCAAAACAUUUUAGAUUUCAUUCAAAAUUUUCACUUGUACCUCAUUUAAGUUUAGUUAAUUGUUCUUUGUUCUGUUAAAGCAAUAAUGUUGAACCUGUUUUAAGUCCUUGAGUGAAUUUGAGGCAUUAACUCCCAAGAUCAGUUGUAUUGCCUGUAAAAUUGCUGAAUAAGGUAUCUAAGAAUUUUCGAAGAUGAAACCGUUGGACAAUAACUUCUUGAUCAAGAUUCAUUUAAUUAUCUAAUUGUUCCACUUCAUUAACAACUCAAGAAAUUACUCUUACAAGCACAUCCCACAUAAGGUGUCAAGAUGUCAAGAAUCUGUUGGGAUUAUGUCCACUUUGCAUUCAUCAUUUGCAAUGGUUAGAGAAAAAGCUUUUAAACAUUUUAAUCAUCUUCUUUUUUGAGUUGUUGUUUGCUUGGCACCAUGCAGCUAACAAUGGAUUAAGGACAUUUAUUAUUAAUUAGAAACAGCCUGAAAAGAACUUUUCCCUCAAGUUCUAGAAUACCCCAUGUCCAUCCUAAAUUCAGCCAGACAGGCUGACGAACAAAGCAAUCGAUUUUCGGCGGAGAUCCUUUGAAUGUGAAAUGCAAUUUACUAGGUGUCUAUUAAAUGUUUUGUCAGUCAAGUUUGCAGUUGUGAACUCUUGGUCAUCUUCGAGGUCAAUUGUUUUUCAUCUUCUUUGCUUCGUACCAAUGUAGCAGAGACACCAGUAUUUGCAGGAAACGCACUGAUAAAAAAUUCAGACUAAUCACAAGUAAACAACUGUCAACUUACCUGAUCGCACCUGUAGUAAGGAGCAUGUUAUGUUGCUUUACAAAGCAAUGAUUGUUAAAUCUCAGUUCCUCAAGAGAAAAUAGGCUGUUCUUUCUAGAUUUCCGGUCAUGCAGCUCUGCAAAACUUGUAUAAUUUCAAUUCUCAACCACAUGUUACUGAAUUCUCUCACACAUUAAAAAUGAGGAGUAAACAGGUCAAGCAUUUAUGAGUAAGGUGUAUUUUUAUUUGUUCCAGAGUUUUUGUUGGCUAUAGUUUGUUGAUAAAUAAAAUUUGAACUUUGCCAAAUCGAA